Molecule: messenger RNA, 2727 nt
Organism: Auanema sp. JU1783
Lineage: Eukaryota; Metazoa; Nematoda; Chromadorea; Rhabditida; Rhabditidae
Source: the annotation of a GenBank genome assembly
AUGGGACACUGUUAUAGCCACGCCUACUUUGAUCUCCGAAGCCCACAGAGCGCUGAGCAGCUGAGCUCCAUGAAAGAUAAACUUGAUCAAGAAUACAAAAGAAGAAUUCUAGCCGAGUUCGCUUCUAAUGCCUUCUCCAUGAAUAUUCCUAUUAAUAAUGUUUUUAAUGGUGCCUUAAACGCUACUGACCUCAAUGGAUUAGGUGUUCCUAUACCUAUUUCGAACAUUCCUAUCACGACCAGCACUCUGUUAUCAUGCCUCCCACCCAGUACAACGUUCAUGUCGAGCACUACUCCUUCAUCGGUUCAUCAUCAUGUUGCUGCUCAGCCGUUGCAAUUCAAUCCAAGUCUUCCAUCUACAAGUCAUUCGGAGCUUGCUCUUCGAUACUUAUCAGCUUUCAACUCCCAUCCAGCUCCUCAACCUAUCGAAGAAAUUCCUCCAUACACUAACGUCAUGGAUAAUGUGUUUCGACAAUUCAAUCGUAACGUCCUAGCUGCUCAAGUUCAAUCUGGUAUGCUUCUCAAUGCGGGAAUCAGCGCCAAGACAUCACUGCCCAAUCUAGCUCAACCACAUCUCUAUAAUCCAAAUCUCUUUUCUACAAAAGUCGCUUUCCCCUUUGCUUCUACUGUGCCCAGUCCCAGUGGCAGUUCUAGUUCCAGCUGCAAUGCAUCAGAAAUUGACUCAUUAGAGGAUAGGCUUGAUGAUAUUCCCAUGCGUAAGAAGGAGCGUGCAGCAUUAGUACCAUCGCCUGAUGCACCUAAUGCUACUCCAACUCUAGUCAGACUGCCAAAACGACGCAAAGCACCACGUGCGAAACCAUUCGAGAAUUUCCAAUUUCAAGCGCCAGAAACGUCGGGAAGACCCUUUGAUGAUUCUAGGAAUCCAUUUAUUAAUGGGCAACACAUUAUGAAAGCUGAACGCACAGAGACAUCUCCACCAUUCUCUCAAACCAUUCCAGCUGACUUUAGGUUCUUCGAUCAAGAUAUGGAUCACGAAAACGAUGUUUCGCACGUUCCCACAAUUGUUCCGCAUCAGAAAAAGUUCAAUGCUAGUACAUCGCAAGAACAAAGAACAGAGAGUAGUAUCUCUCCCAGCCAUGCAGUUCCUGUAAACUCGUCUGGAUCCCAUUCACCUGAACUAAACGUAUUUGCUUUUGGAGAAACAGUCGAAAAACGCAGAAAACUGAAUGACGUCCCACAUGCCUUCAACGAGAGCGGAAAUGUGAAGAGCCAAGUAGGAAGAGUUACCGAGGAUACCAUGUCUAAGAACUUCUUUCACAUACUGAACACCCCUGCACUCUUCCAAGAGCUGCUGAAGUCACCUGCAUUUCUCAGUUCCGAUUUGGCUAAACAGCUUUUGGACUCAGCCCUUCUAAGCCAAUCAGUGGCUGCACCGAACGCCCAGACAACCCAGCCGUCUAAACCAGCUAAUCCAACCUUUGCUAUACCAACGGCGCCAGCGGUUAAAUCCACCUGGACCUCCCAAGCCACGGUUGCAGACUCGUCUACCAAGCAGACCACCUCUAAGCCAGUGAAGCCUAAGCUCAAAUGCCGUAAACGCAAGAUUAGUCCUCUGUUUCUGUUGAAAAACGCUGUUGAUAAGAAGAGACGAAACAAGAAGCGCUCGUUCAAGUCCGUCAACAAGACUCAGGAUUCAAGAAAGUCAGUUGAAGCUUCGAAAAUUCCAGACGACCCCUCAACCACCGUCAGCACGGAUAUUUCCGUCGAUAUGCAACCCGUCGUAGAAAACACUGCGGAUGUUCCGACGAAAACAUCAGUAGCAGCUCCAGUAGCAGCUCCAGUAGCAGAACCCACCACUCUUGUUGAGGAUCCAAUUCUGAAUGUCGGAUCAAAUUGCGGAACUGGAGAGACGGAUGAAGACGAAAAUCAAAUGGACGACGUCAUCAUAGUGAAUGAAACACAAGUUAUUAAGGAUUAUGAUUCUGAUGAUGAUACCUAUCUUGGAAACGGAAAAAGAAGGAGAAAUGUUUGCGCAAGUUUCAUGCGACCCGCAAGAGAAGCCCAGCUCGAGGAAGAACGACAAGCAAAAGCAGGACCGAAAAAGAAGAUUAUUCUAACACCGGAUUUCUUCGAAGACAUCGUUGUGAAAGGAAGAAAAGCCAGAAGCUUCCCUAUCAAUAAAGCGGCUGUAGCAAGAUCCGUGAUCAAGAAAACAUCAACUGCGAAAAGAGGUCGACCCAAAAGGAUGGCAGCGGUGGUUGCAGCUGCCGCUGUACGCACCGAAUCAGUUCCAAUACGAAAAAGAAAAGGACAGGUUGCUGUAGGAACAUAUACAGCUCAAGAUGAAGUAGAUACUGAAGGUAACACAGUCGUUACCCACGACCCCACUCUGAGUUGCGGAAGUGCCGACGAUUGCUCUCAUCCGGAUCAACUCUCUCUAGCUUGGAUUCGCUGUGAUUCUUGUUCAACGUGGUUCCACCGCAUUUGUAUCCAAUUUCUGGCUAAUAUCCGAGUCUUAACUAAUGAUCUGUUCGUUUGCGGAUGCACCACCAGCACUCAUGAAGUCUUGUUCAUGAGGAGUUUCUGUUCCGGCCGCAAGGUAGCCACGCCCCCGUUAAUAGAAAAAAUUGUGAAAAUCACUAACAUCCAAAUCGCUCUUAGAGCAAGAGCUGCUACAACUGGCGAAGAUCCUAACAAGUUCGAUAGUUCAGUGUUACGAGCAGACCUAGACGAAAUAGAAGAAUUUUUGAAUAGCCAGCCUGAAUAG